Aspergillus sclerotioniger CBS 115572 is the source of this 825-nucleotide messenger RNA. RefSeq lists its product as uncharacterized. The record is from RefSeq and is a predicted model, not a curated record. The coding region runs from base 1 to 825 and encodes 274 amino acids. Lineage: Eukaryota; Fungi; Ascomycota; Eurotiomycetes; Eurotiales; Aspergillaceae. The transcript is spliced from 2 exons.
AUGCCGUCGCAGCACGUUUAUCUCGACCAUUUGCUUCUCCAAUUCAGCAAGGAUGAAUUCGAAUCUCCUUCAACAUGGCUGACGGACCACUUCACCAUCAUCAAUGGCGGCACCCACGCAGGCAACCGCAACAAACUGAUCAUCUUCCCCGACGGAACCUAUCUGGAGCUCCUACAUUGGAUUAAAAAGCCGGCAGACUGGAGAGACCGACCAGGCGAUUUCGCCCUCACUUCUUUGGCACCCAUCUCGGCCGAAGACAAUCAUGACCGUAUCGUCAAAGCGCUGGAUACGAUAUCUGAAGACAGUCUAGGAGUGACAUACUCACAGCCGAUCGAUGGAGGCCGCCAAACGCCCACAGGUAAUAUUCUCCGUUGGAAGAUAUUAAAGGCACUCUAUCCAGAAACAUCUACACCGGGAGAAUUCCAUCCUCGAGGCCGCACGGAUGCUCCCUUUUUCUGUCACGAUGUCACGGACAGAGUCCUUCGCGUUCCGUAUAAUCUGCCCUCUGUCGUUGAACACCCGUCAGGAGCGACCGGGAUUGCGGGCAUCGAGGUCCUCGUGCCAAAGGAUAAGCUGCAAUCCUAUAUAACCCUUUACACCUGCAUCGUGGGGGAAUUCCCACGCUUGUCAGAGGGUGAAGACCAGGCGGAGUUCAAGCUCAAUGCGCCGGGCACUCUGGAUGAGUCAGGAGUCAUUCGUAUUCGGGCUGCCACAUCGGAGAAUGAUGAGCGGUUUCUGCGGGAGAAAGGGAUUGGCAUUUCGUCUCUGAUCAUCCGAUCGAGUGCCGGAGAUUUUCUGUUUCCUGUAUCCGACUAUCUGCAUUGA